Molecule: messenger RNA, 1080 nt
Organism: Diversispora eburnea
Lineage: Eukaryota; Fungi; Glomeromycota; Glomeromycetes; Diversisporales; Diversisporaceae
Source: the annotation of a GenBank genome assembly
AUGAGUCAACAAUUUAACCAAACCAGUCAGGCUAGCUUCGUUUUCAUUAAUUCAAGUGACCCUAAGAUUCCAAGUCAAGUAAUCAACGAUGUACCAUUUAUCAAACUUCCUUUUCCACCUACUAUAAACCCACGCAAUCUUAUCUCUUUUCCCAAGGGAAGUAGUACUCCUUCUCGAGCUCCAAAUGCUUUUAUUAUUUAUCGUAAAUUAUUUAUCCAAACUGCGAAAGAUAAUGGAUAUACUCUUCCAAUGACAGUAAUUUCUACUAUGGCCUCUAAAUCUUGGGAACGAGAACCUGAAUUUGUUAAGUCAGAAUAUAAAAGAAUUGCGAAAGAUGCAUUCAAUUAUCGUAGUGAAAUUCAUCCUAAACAAAAACAAGAACGCGGAGGAAAAAGGAAACAAUGGAAUAUUGUCUCGUUCGAUUGUUCUGAUAAACAAAAAUCUCACGAAUCAACCGAUAAAUCUCAACAAGCAUUAAGGACACCUCCACCUGAAUUUUUUUCCGAAUCACCAAUCUUAGAUUUAGAUGAGUUAGAUUUGUUUGCUGAUUGGGCUAAUUUUAUUUAUCCAAGUCCUGAUUUAAAUACUACUAGUCAAUACAAUUCUCCUGAUUUAAAUAAUACUAGUCAAUACAAUUCUCCCGACUUAAAUACUAUUAGUCAAUACAAUUCACCUGAUUUAAAUACUGUUAGUCAAUACAAUUCUCCUGAUUUAAAUAUUGUUAGUCAAUUCAAUUCUCCCGAUUUAAGUAUUACUUGUCAAUUCGGUUCUCCUGAUUUAAAAUUUGAAUUUAUUAACUCUCUUUUGCAGACGGUUGAUAACAAUUCUUUAACACCAAUUCAGCCCGAAGAAUUUUCUAAUUAUCCAAAAAUUAAUAACGAUAUUACAGAAAAUGAUUUAUUCAAUGAUUACGUUAUUCCAGAAUCCACCGAAAAUCAAUAUAAUAAUGAAAUUUUUAAUACUACUUCUGAUUCAUCCGAAUCUCAAUUCACUUUCUCGUCCUUUGAUUUAUUGAACACAGAAUUAUUUCCCGAAGAAUUGAAUACAGUUACUUUUGAUGAUAAUUCUUAUUAUUUCUAA